Molecule: messenger RNA, 1151 nt
Organism: Cajanus cajan (pigeon pea)
Lineage: Eukaryota; Viridiplantae; Streptophyta; Magnoliopsida; Fabales; Fabaceae
Product: ARM repeat superfamily protein
Molecular function (GO): protein binding
Source: RefSeq, a predicted model, not a curated record
UUUCUUUGUCUUUCCGAAUCUAUCCCUACCCUUUUUCUCUUCCAUCCGGAUUGUAGAUUCGUAGGAUCUCCAUCCACGGCGGCGCCGAAGCCGAGCCGCUACGCUUGGCCACUGUCCGGGUUCACGCUACGUUUUAUAACUCACUUCCAACUAUAUAACGCAAAUUUUGUUACCGUUUCACCAUCUUCCCUUUCUGUGGCUUCGUGUUUUCUUAAUCGCCGAUCCUCUCCGUGCUUCAGAAGAUCAGCAUACAUGUUCACUAAUGACCAGAGGCAACUAGAACGAACAGGGAGAUAUGGAACCCACAGGUUACAAUUCCUUCAGGAUUUGGUGACUGAGUUUCAGAACACAUCUGAGGAUGAAACUAGAGAGAAGAAUUUGGCAAAUUUGGCAAACUUUGCCUAUGAUCCUUACAACUACAACUUCUUGCGUCAGCUUAACGUUUUGGAGCUUUUCAUUGACUGCUUAACUGAACCCAAUGAAAAGCUUGUAGAAUUUGGUAUAGGAGGGAUCUGCAAUUCGUGUGUUGAUCCAGCCAAUGCUGCAAUUGUAACUAGUGUUGGUGGGAUACCUCUUAUAAUUCAAUGUUUAUCAAGCCCAGUUAGGAACACUGUUAAUUAUGCAAUCGGGGCACUCUAUUAUAUCUGUAACGAAUCUAACAAGGAAGAAAUUUUAAAGCCUGAAGUUAUUGAUGUCAUCUGGAGGUAUGCAGCUAGUGAAGAAGUUAGUGUGAGCUUCAGUAAUCUGGCUAAAGCUUUUUUGAAUAAACAUCUAUCAGUGAACUAGCAAGAGAGACAGAUUACCAUUCCAUACUCAUUUACAAGAGGGAACCAUUUUUCUCAAAAUUUAAAUAUUUCUUCACGCUCCAAUUCAGUUUUUUAGUUGUUUACUCAAACUAAGAGUCUUGUCUUGCACAAAAGUUAGAACGUCCGCAUAUAAGGAUGGAACAAGUAUUUGAUCAUACAUUAGCGGGAAAUAAAUUUUUAGGGCCCUUCUCUCUCUCUGUAAACACACAACUAUUCCCCUUGAUUUGGGUUCAUUUUGUGUAAUAGUAUUACUGUAUAUUCUGAUGGUGCAAAAAUUUGUGUAGACAUUACACAUUAAAAUUUAAGAAAUGAACACGAUGCUGACAUAGGAGUCUUCCCUGAAAA